Apis cerana (Asiatic honeybee) is the source of this 2504-nucleotide messenger RNA. RefSeq lists its product as uncharacterized. The record is from RefSeq and is a predicted model, not a curated record. Lineage: Eukaryota; Metazoa; Arthropoda; Insecta; Hymenoptera; Apidae.
AGCAUUGCUCAACGAAAUGUACAGGUCUGAAUUAUACAGAUUUUUAAUAUUAUCUAGUUUAAUUUUAUUAUUAAUUUCAUAAUUAAAAUUGUAGUGGACUAUUUUAUUUUCUUUUUGUAGUUUAAACUAAAAAUAGAUUAUUGAUUUAUGGGAAUACCUGAUUUAUUUAUAUGUUAUGUUACAAGUAAUCAAUAUUAUAAUUAUAAAUUUCUAAUAUGAUUUAAUUUGUUUAACAAUUUAUUAUGAACUUUAAUUUCAUAUUAUAUAACAAAUAUGUGUUUUUACAAUGUUAAAAUAUAUGUAUAUCAUAUGAACAUUAUUACAUAUAUUUAACAUUAAUAUUUAAGUAUGUUUAAAUGUAUUAUGAAUUGAAACUAAAAUGAAUUAUUUUUUAAACAUUUAAUUCAUAAAUUUUACUCAACUAUUUGUUCUCUAUAUAAUACAUAACAUAAAUAUCAUUUGUAUAAUGUGAUGAUUCAAUGCAACAAUAGAUUUUUCUUGAUUAAAAUUUUUAAAAUUUAAAUAAAUUAUUAAAUGAUUAUUUAACAAUAUUUUUACUUUUAACAUAUAUGAAUAAUGGAGAUUUUUCCAUUUAUACUGAACUGGUAUUGUUAUCCCCUCCACGAAAUAUUAAGAACAUAUAGAUUCGCUAUCUCAUUGAACGUAGUGCUUUAUAAUGUUAACCGGUAUUCGGAUUUAUGAUAAAUUAUUAUUAUGACAGCAUAUAUUUUUAAAUGUGGCAUUUUUUAAAAGAUAUAAUUAACUUCGUGAAAAUAAUUGUGAAGUUUAAAAAAAGAAUACAUAGAAUAUUAAGACACCUAACUAUAUAAUAUUAAAUGGAAUAUGGAUACUAAUUUAUAUGAAAAAAAUGAGAAAAAAAUGCAAGCAGAUAUAUCUUUACAAGAUACUUUACAUAAAAAUCACAAUUUAGAAGUAUCUAAUUGUCAUUAUAUGGUUAAUGAUGAGUUGACAUAUAUACAAGCAAGAGAAAAGAAAAUACAUAUGGAUACAACAAGUAAUAUCAAGCCAAAGAAGAGAAUAACAAAAAUGAAGAUGAAGAAAUAUAAAAGUGAAGGAGAAUCAAGUUAUGAAUCAACAAAAUUAGAAGAUAGUUUAACUCAGGUAUUGGAAAAAUUUAAAAGAGGAUGCGAAUGUCAAGAUGAUCAGUGUUUUAAAGGUUUAAAUCCUGAAACAGUAUACCGUCACAGACUAAAUAUUGCAGAAUUAACCAAAGCUGAACAUGAUAUGUAUUUAAUGGGUGUUACUAUGGCUUGUUUAACCAAUCCUUAUGAAACAGCAAGACAUACAGAACGACGUAGAUUACGAGCACAAUAUGUAUAUCAGGGUAGAAGAGUUUGUUUAGAUGCUUUUUUAUAUUUAGAAAACUGUACACAUUAUCAAAUAAAACGAAUUAGGAAACAUUUAAUGACCCAUGGUGUCACUCCACGAGUUCAUGGAAAUCAUGGAAAAAUUCCACAUAAUACAUUUUCAUUAGAUAUUUACAAAAUUGCUACAGAAUUUUUAAAAAAUUUUAUUGAAUUACAAGAAACAAAACAAAAGACUAAAGUUGCAAAAAAUGCACAAUUACAUCUUCCCUCAGACAUUACACGUAAAGUAGUAUAUGAUUCCUAUAUACAAUAUUGUAGAAAAAUAUCUCCUGAUAUAAAAAUAAUGGGAUAUUCAACAUUUAGAAGAUUUAUGAAAGUUCAAUUUCCACAAGUAAAAUUUGCUAAAUUAGAAUUCAUGGUUAGAAAUCAAAAUAUGCAGAAUCAAGGAUGUAAUAAAGUUGAAUUGGACAAGAAAAAUGGAACUAAUGUUGGAACAUCUGAAUCAGCAGAACUAAUAACAGAGGGCAGUGCCUUAUUACCAUUAUUAAUUGCUAGUGAAACAGGACAAAGUGAUACUUAUUUUUUAACACCAAUUAGCAAAUUACAAGAUGGUAUGAGUUAUCAAAUAACUACAAGUGGAUUUCUAGUCAAUAAAUCACCAUUAUCUGUCUAAAAUAAAUAAUAUUUAAAAAAAGUCACUUAUAAGUACAAUCAUAAAUGUAUGAGAAAAAAUAUACAUUUAAAAAAUUAUUUAAAUAAUAUUUUAAUCAUUAGAUUUUAUACAAUAAUCUAUAGAUUAUGUAAUAAAAUAAAUAUAUUUUCUUCAUAUAUUUAUAUUGUCAUUAUUAAAAAUAUAUGAAGUAAAUUAUUGAGUGUUCAAAAAAUAGUAUAUUAAUAUUUGCAUUAAUUUAUGAAAAAUUAUUAUUAGUUAUUAAAUAUUUUAUAAGUUUAUUUUAUUAUUCAUAUUAUUAUUUUUCAAUAAAGAAAAUAAAUAUCAUACUUUUAUGUGAAAUUUUUCUAUGCAUAUAUAAAAAAAUAGUUGAAACUAAUAAUUAUAAUUUAUGUAAUUAUAUUAUAUAUUAUGCAAUUAUGUAAUUAUAUUAUAUAUAUACUUACAAUCUGUAAAACAGGUGUGUUAUAAAUAAUAGAAAUAAUAAAUGAUUUAUAUUUUUGCAA